CGUUUGAUCAAACCCUUAAUAUCAAGUUAUCUUCGUUUCUCUUUUCAUUUCCUUUUCAGAUUCAAAACCCUAAACCUACUACUUCUGCGAAUUUAAAUUAAAACCCACAUAUUCUCUCUUCCCCUCUUUUCUCCUGCUUCUGACUACCUUCACCAGUGCUUCGUGGUUUUGAUCAGAAGCCCUGGGGCUUCCGAGUUUUUGGUGCUUGAGCGGCCGGGCUCUUCGGCUGCUCAAGCAUGAUGGAGCCGACUUCGUGCUCCUUGUUCCGAUGGCUCUUUGUGGCCUGUCGGUUUUGUGGCCCCUUUGGUGGCUCUUUUUGUUUUAUGUUUUAUGUUUUCUGCUUUGGUUUCUUGGGUUCUGCUUUUCUGUUUUCUUGUUUGCUUGCAGAUCCGGCGGCCUACCUCUCUUUUCGGCAGAUCUGUGGCGGUGCUUGCUGGGUUCUCCAGAUCUGGCGCCCAUCGCGACCCUCCUGUUGAUUUUCCGAGGGAUGGUCUUCGGUUGCCAGGGUUCUCGCCUCGGCAUCCUGGAGUCUGGCUGCAACCUCUAAAUGGGUGGAUAGAAGGGUGUACCGCUGGAUCGCUCGACCGAAGGCACCCUUGGUCCUUUGUGGUUGGCCGAGUGCACGAUGCACCUCC
Messenger RNA from Rubroshorea leprosula, 635 nucleotides. Lineage: Eukaryota; Viridiplantae; Streptophyta; Magnoliopsida; Malvales; Dipterocarpaceae. The record is from the annotation of a GenBank genome assembly.